Molecule: messenger RNA, 1209 nt
Organism: Exophiala aquamarina CBS 119918
Lineage: Eukaryota; Fungi; Ascomycota; Eurotiomycetes; Chaetothyriales; Herpotrichiellaceae
Exons: 3
Coding region: 1-1209 (402 amino acids)
Molecular function (GO): oxidoreductase activity
Source: RefSeq, a predicted model, not a curated record
AUGGCAAAGAUGCGCACAACUGUUCGCUGGUGGAAUGCAAGUACACAAUCAGGUAACCAGAGUGCCGCCACAGCCGCUUUGAGGGCAAACGCUGCAGCGAUUCUUUCUCAGACGUACCAAUUAUUAACAUCAACAAUGAAUUACACCGCCUUCUCCUGCACCUGGCCGGGCGGUCAAUGGAUCACAGCAAAUAAUGUGGAAAGCAUCCAUAACAGCAUCCAUAACAGUGUGGGAGGGUAUGGUCACAUGCAAUUUCCAGAGGUUGCAGGCUUUGAUCCGGUUUUCUGGCUUCAUCAUGCCAAUGUCGACCGCCUAUUCGCCCUGUGGCAGGCGCUGCACCGUGACAGCUACAUCACCCCGACUGUUAACGCAUACGGUUCGUACUACGAGCCCGUGGGCACAGUUGACUCGGGAACCUCAGCCCUGGCACCAUUUCAUUCCGAUCAAGGCGGCACUCUCUUCACGUCAGAUGGGGUUCGCCAUUUGAGCACCUUUGGCUAUAGCUAUCCAGAUUUAGCAGAUUGGGAUAUGACUCCAGAUGAACUUGAGCAGAGUGUGCGAGCUCAUGUGAAUUCCCUCUACAAUCCCAACAGGAACACAAGCAUUGCCCCGUCAGUGAGACGCCUGCUGAAGAAAGCGACCAACGUGGCCCAGUCUUUCAGUCAUAUUACGCUUGACUUGGCUCAGAACCUAAGAGUGAACAAUCUCGACCGACAAUGGUCAAUUACAGUCUUGGUUGAUCGAUUUCCCACGGAGACGAGCUUUGUUAUCGACUUCUUCAUGGGUGAGGUCCCGGAAGAGGUUUCUUCGUGGGCAACGGCACCAAACUUGAUAGCAACAUAUGCACAAUUCGGACCAGCGAAUGUGACAGCACUGCACCCAGAUGGAUACCCUUCUGGACAGGUGCGAGGGGAGAUUUCAAUAACACACACAGUGGCCGCAGGUGUUUCAAGAGGACUCAUUGCCAGCCUAUCGCCCGAGCAUGUGAUCCCUGUCCUGCGCCGAGGAUUGAACUGGCGAGCGCGUACUCCAUCAGGUAUCGAGGUAUCUUUACAUGAGCUAUCUGGGUUGUCAAUAUCGGUAUCCAGCAGGUCCGUCGUGCCCAGCAAUACAAGGGAACGAUUUCCAGUAUAUGGCCCAGUGGAGUGGCAAGGGUCCGUGAUCAGAGGCAAGCCGUGUGGCGCAGCCAGACCCCACGGAUACGUAUGA